Pollicipes pollicipes is the source of this 2139-nucleotide messenger RNA. RefSeq names its product amnion associated transmembrane protein (gene Amnionless). The transcript is spliced from 12 exons. Gene Ontology annotation, biological process: intracellular protein localization; receptor-mediated endocytosis. Bases 34 to 1791 code for a protein of 585 amino acids. The record is from RefSeq and is a predicted model, not a curated record. Gene Ontology annotation, cellular component: endocytic vesicle; apical plasma membrane. Lineage: Eukaryota; Metazoa; Arthropoda; Thecostraca; Pollicipedomorpha; Pollicipedidae.
ACUCGGUGACGGUGCCCCCGUGCUCCCAGUGAGAUGUCGUGCUCCGCCGUGCUCUUCCUGCUUAGUUCAGUGCUGGCCGCGGGCCCCACCGCCGCCUCGCUCAAGUCCUGGGGUCGAGACUUGAAUGUGGACACGGCCUCCAACUGGGCAGGAGCGCGCACCCCAUGCGCCGGACAGGUGGCCCUCUUCUCCGCCAACCAGGCACUGGCGGUGUACGUUCAUCAGAAGAUGGUGACGCGACAACUGAUUUUGCCGAACAACGGUGAAAUGAUACUCGGAAAUGGCGCAUACGUCGCGUUCGCCGAUCGCGUUGCUCCGAAGGACAGCCGCUGCAAAGGAGCUGGUGGCAGCACAGUCGCCUUCCGUCGCACGCCAGGUGACAACUGGUUCGACGCCAGCUCGUGGCACCAGGCCGCCCUACCGUCGCCGGUGCCGCACGCCGAGCGCGUGCCGUGUCCACAGGACGCGGUGCUCUUCCCGGACAACAUGACGUACCGGGCGCGCGUGGAGCGGCCCGUCGCCGUGACCGCGCUCACCAUCGGACCACACGGGAUGAACAACGACAGGUUUGGCACGUUCCGCAACAGCAGCAUGGGUCGCGCCCUGUUCGACGUCCGGGACAAGUUCAGCAUCUCGGCCGCGCCGCCGUGUGACCCCGAAGGCUGUGUUUGCGGCAAUGACCGCCAGGCGGUGCUGUCUGCGAUCUGCGCCGCCACCACGUGUGACGAGGCACUGUGUGGCGACGCCGUCCAGCCAGCCGGGCACUGCUGCAAGAUGUGCGGGGCGUUCGUGAGGGCGACAGCCGACGGCCGGCUGCGGUCCGCCGAGGUCAGUGACCUGGUGCAGCGGCUCGGGCCACCGGGGCGGCUGCGCUGGCACGUCAGCCGCACCCACGACCGCCAGAUCCAGGUGGUGCUGGUGGACGUGGCGGAGAGCCGGCAGGACAGCCGCCGCACCGCGCGCGCCCUGUACGACAAGCUCACCGGCUCGGCCGAGUAUGGUGUAAAGUCAGCGGUGAUCCAGGCGUCGGGACCACGCCACGCGCCGCGGACUGGCGGCCCCGGCUCCGGAUCCGCUUCCGGGGCCGUCAUCGGCGUCCUGAUCCUGCUCCUGCUGGCGGGACUGCUGGUCUUCGCCGUGUGGACCAAGCGACUGCCGCUGCCUUGUCGUGAUCCGGUGCACCUGCCGCCGCCGUCCGACUGGCACGUGGCCGAGCGCGCUGCUGCGCUGGCGGCCCGCCUCCCCAGCCUGGACCUGCGUCGCAGGCUGGGCGACGCGACCGGCGCACGGUUCCACUUCGCCCGCUUCAGGAACGACGCGUCUGGAGAGGUGGAGCUGGGGCAGCGGGCCGAGCUGGAGGAGGUGCAGGAUUCCGUAUCGAUCGAGACCGCGGAGACCGGCGCGUCCGUCGAGCACGGUGUAUCCGAGCAGUCGACGCCACCUGCAGCUCGCCCGCCGCCCGUCACCGGCCGCUCCUUCGACAAUCCCAUGUUCAAUGACCAGAGGGUGGAGGACGAAAAUGUGCCGGCCGGCGCCGCCAUCCUCCUCACCCCGGACGGCAAGUCGGUGGCCAACCCCUUCUUUGGUGUGCCCGACAUCACCGUCGACGAGGUGGACGCAAAGGCCUCCACUGGCACCACCCCGGGAAGCGAGCCGGCGGCAGCGGAGCCAGGCCUGAGCACCGUCGCCGCGCGUCCGGACCCGGAGCCGCGCGCGGAGGCGGGCGGGGCCGCCGCCGACCCGUCUCAGGAGCGCGUUCUGCUGAUCGACAUCGACGACUCGGAUUGUUAACCAGCCGCGCGAUGUCAUCGGUGGGACGCAGACUGUUACAGGCCUGCUCACAACGUAAAACGUGCGUGGUGCUCUGUUGUGUUGAUCAAGAGCUGAGUCUACGAAGACUUUACUACAGGUUCGACGGCUCGUAGCCUGAUAUUCUACACCUUGCGUACGCAUUAAACCUAACAUGCAAGGAAUGUACACCAUUUGAUUAUUCACUUGCCCCCUGUCCAGUGAACCACAUAUCCAGUUAUCUGCUUGAUAUACCGGUAAACUUAUCACUCAGCUUCAUUCUCAAUACUUGACAUACAUGAUUGUCUCUUUAGGUGUAUCAUGUCUUGUGGAAUAUACCUAUUAUUAUCA